Penicillium bovifimosum is the source of this 294-nucleotide messenger RNA. RefSeq lists its product as uncharacterized. The transcript has a single exon. Lineage: Eukaryota; Fungi; Ascomycota; Eurotiomycetes; Eurotiales; Aspergillaceae. The coding region runs from base 1 to 294 and encodes 97 amino acids. The record is from RefSeq and is a predicted model, not a curated record.
AUGUGCAUACAGACCUACAUCCGCUGGACGAUGUGCGACUGCAUCCACUUCGGACGCAUAAACCGCUGCAAAGAGUUCGGCAUCCCAUACAACAGACGACAGCGCUGUACAAGGGAGAUCCUACGGGUAAUCAAUAUCGGCAUUAUCGGUAUACCCGAAGACCGGCUGCAGGAGAAGGCCGGAAUGUGCACGGAGUGCUCGGAGAAGUUGUAUCGGGAGAUGUGGGCGUUGCGGUGGGAAUGGACUUCUCGGCAGAGUGAGGAGUGGUUGGCGGCGCAGAAGGGGAAUUCUUGA